Messenger RNA from Selaginella moellendorffii, 1675 nucleotides. Its product is annotated as serine/threonine-protein kinase RIO1. The coding region runs from base 27 to 1655 and encodes 542 amino acids. Gene Ontology annotation, molecular function: protein serine/threonine kinase activity; ATP binding. NCBI's taxonomy places the organism in Eukaryota, Viridiplantae, Streptophyta, Lycopodiopsida, Selaginellales, Selaginellaceae. The record is from RefSeq and is a predicted model, not a curated record. The transcript is spliced from 13 exons.
UAGGGGUUUAGGGUUCCUGGGCAGCGAUGGCGGGCGCGCCCGAGGUGGAAUUGCCCGAUUCUUGCGAUGAAUCCGUGGAUGCCUAUCUGGACGAUGAGGAAUGGGAGGAGGAAGAGGAUCUGGCGGGUGCAUUGGACUGGCUCGACGUCCACGAAGGCGCUAGAAGUGGAGCUGUUGAUUCUUCGUUCCAUUAUCGACCAAAUGCGAAUGGAGGUGUCGAGAAUGCUCUCCAGAAAAAUGCGCUCCAGCCGCGAAACAAUCAAAAUCAAAGGUUUUUGUCACACAUACGCGCCGGACCUUUGCAUGAAUGGGAAGGUCAGACCAAUACAGUCAUGUCAAAUUCUGUCACGACAAUGGUACGCGAUAAUGUGCGCAAGCAAGCUGAAGGUCGAGUUCGCGUUCACGAAAAAUCUGAUAGAGCUACUGUGGAGCAAGUUUUGGACCCUCGAACUCGAAUGGUUCUUUUCAAAAUGUUAAAUCGGGGAGUCUUUCAUGAUAUCAAUGGCUGUAUAUCCACCGGAAAAGAGGCUAAUGUGUACCAUGCCACUACAGAGAGUGGAGAAGAACUGGCUGUAAAGGUUUAUAAAACUUCGAUCCUUGUCUUCAAAGAUCGGGAUAAGUAUGUGCAAGGAGACUUUCGGUUCAGGCAUGGUUAUUCUAAGCAUAAUCCACGAAAAAUGGUCAAGACGUGGGCGGAGAAAGAAAUGCGAAAUCUCUUGAGGCUCAAAGCUUCUGGAAUUCGAGCACCAUCUCCUCUUGUCCUGCGACUCCAUGUUCUAGUCAUGGAUUUCAUAGGGAGGGAUGGCUGGGCAGCCCCCCGUCUAAAAGAUGCAGCGCUCUCGGAUACGAAGUACCGUGAAUCUUAUCUGGAGAUUGUACAAAUAAUGCGUACCAUGUACCAAAGGUGUCGGUUAGUUCACGGUGAUCUUAGUGAAUACAACGUGCUAUAUCACGAGGGCCAUCUUUAUAUUAUUGAUGUCUCUCAAUCAGUGGACCUCGAUCAUCCCCGAGCCUUGGACUUCCUCAGGCAAGAUUGCGUCCAUGUCAACGAUUUUUUCAAGAAAGGAGGUGUAGCUGUCAUGACCGUGAGGGAGCUGUUUGAUUUCAUAGUGGACCCGUCGAUAAACGACGACCAAGUGGAAACUUAUCUUCAUGAAAUCCAAAAGCGAAUCGAGGAAAGGAUUUCCUCCACUGCGGACGACGUUGCGGAUGCCGUCUUCGUCCAAGCGUUUAUCCCUCGGACUCUAGAUCAAGUCCAGGAUUACGAAAGAGAUAUCCAGCGCAUAGCGACGGGUAAAGACACAGAGGGGAUUUACUACCAGACAAUCACCGGGCUCAAAGAAGAUCUGUCCGGAGUUCGCCAAGUUCCAUCUUUACUUGAAAAACAAGAGAAGCAACCGGCGACAGCAGAGGCAGAGACUGAUCAGCUAGUACUCUCGGGAGCAGCCUCCUCAAGCAGUGAUAGCAGUGACCAAGAAGGAGACUCCGAGGAAGACGAAACAAAUAAGGAGAGCCGGGAGGAGCGGAGAUCAGCCAGGAAAGAGCACAAGAAGAAAGUGAAGGAAGAACAGCGAGAAGCCCGCAAAACUAAGACGCCAAAAGCCGUGAAAAAGAGAAAGAAAAAGGUGGCACAAGAUAAGAAGCGCAAGCAUUAAAAUGCUCGUUCAUCUUUGUA